AAGAGGGGGGAGUCCAGGAAGGAGGUGGGGAGAAUUGGCAAAGCUCCCUGCCACCCCCAUUUUCCAGAUGACGCGACUGAGGCCCAACCAGCUUUGUAGGAGGCGGAGUCUCCCCAGGGUCCCUCUCAGGCUGUCCUAGGGGAGGGGGCUCUGGGAGCCACAAGGCCCCUCCCUGCCUCUCCCUCCAUCUUCCGGCAAGCUCAGAGGGGCGGGGAGAGAGAGCCAGAGGAGGUGGAGAACUCGGAGCAGCUCUGCAGAGGGGGGCAGGAGCUCCGGUGUUUGAUACCCCCAGCCCCACCGCUGUUGCUGCUGCUGCAACGGGGACAUAGACACCCCCCAGUUUCCUUGUGCGAGUGGCCCAGGGCCUCUCCAGGUUUCCACCAUCCUGGAGACAGCCACAUUUUCCUAAAGGCUUCCCCCCAAGUCUCCGCGGGCCUGGGGCACGGCAGGAUGGCGGCAGGCGUGGCCACCUGGCUGCCUUUCGCACGGGCGGCUGCUGUGGGCUGGUUGCCCCUGGCCCAGCAGCCCCUGCCCCCGGCGCCGGGGGUGAAGGCAUCUCGAGGGGAUGAGGUUCUGGUGGUGAAUGUGAGCGGUCGGCGCUUUGAGACCUGGAAAAACACGCUGGACCGCUACCCAGACACUCUGCUGGGCAGUUCAGAGAAGGAAUUCUUCUACAAUGCCGACUCAGGCGAGUACUUCUUUGAUCGCGACCCGGACAUGUUCCGGCAUGUGCUGAAUUUCUACCGCACGGGCCGGCUGCACUGCCCGCGGCAGGAGUGCAUCCAGGCCUUCGACGAAGAGCUGGCUUUCUAUGGCCUGGUGCCCGAGCUCGUGGGCGACUGCUGCCUCGAAGAGUACCGGGACCGCAAGAAGGAGAACGCCGAGCGCCUAGCAGAGGACGAGGAGGCCGAGCAGGCCGGGGACGGCCCAACGCUGCCGGCUGGCAGCUCCCUGCGGCAGCGGCUCUGGCGGGCCUUCGAGAACCCGCAUACAAGCACCGCGGCCCUUGUGUUCUACUACGUGACCGGCUUUUUCAUCGCCGUGUCGGUCAUCGCCAACGUGGUGGAGACCAUUCCAUGCCGUGGCCCUACACGGCGGCCACCAAGGGAGCAGCCCUGUGGCGACCGCUUCCCACUGGCCUUUUUCUGCAUGGACACGGCCUGUGUACUCAUAUUUACGGGUGAAUACCUCCUGCGGCUGUUUGCUGCCCCCAGCCGUUGCCGCUUCCUGCGGAGUGUGAUGAGCCUCAUUGACGUGGUGGCCAUCCUGCCCUACUACAUCGGGCUCUUCAUGCCCAAGAACGAGGAUGUCUCAGGCGCCUUUGUCACCCUGCGCGUGUUCCGGGUAUUCCGCAUCUUCAAGUUCUCCAGGCACUCACAGGGCUUGCGGAUUCUGGGCUACACACUCAAGAGCUGUGCCUCUGAGCUGGGCUUUCUCCUCUUUUCCCUUACCAUGGCCAUCAUCAUAUUCGCCACUGUUAUGUUUUAUGCUGAGAAAGGCACAAACAAGACCAACUUUACUAGCAUCCCCGCGGCCUUCUGGUAUACCAUUGUCACCAUGACCACACUUGGCUAUGGAGAUAUGGUGCCCAGCACCAUUGCUGGCAAGAUUUUUGGAUCCAUCUGCUCACUCAGUGGCGUCUUGGUCAUUGCCCUGCCUGUGCCAGUCAUUGUGUCCAACUUUAGCCGCAUCUACCACCAGAACCAGCGUGCUGACAAGCGCCGAGCACAGCAGAAGGUGCGCCUGGCAAGGAUUCGGUUGGCAAAGAGUGGUACCACCAAUGCCUUCCUGCAGUACAAGCAGAAUGGGAGCCUUGAGGACAGUGGCGGUGGGGAGGAGCAGGCACUGUGUGUCAGGAACCGCUCUGCUUUCGAGCAGCAACAUCAUCACUUGCUGCAUUGUCUAGAGAAGACGACGUGCCAUGAGUUCACGGACGAGCUAACCUUCAGCGAGGCCCUGGGUGCUGUCUCGCUGGGUAGUCGCACCAGCCGCAGCACUUCCAUGUCCUCCCAGCCAGUGGGAGCUGGCAGCCUGCUAUCUUCUUGCUGCCCCCGCAGGGCCAAGCGUCGUGCCAUCCGCCUUGCCAACUCCACUGCCUCGGUCAGCCGUGGUAGCAUGCAGGAGCUGGACACACUGGCAGGGCUGCGGAGGAGCCCUGCCCCUCAGAGCCGCUCAAGCCUCAAUGCCAAGCCCCAUGACAGCCUUGACUUGACCUGCGACAGCCGGGACUUCGUGGCUGCCAUCAUCAGUAUCCCCACCCCUCCUGCCAACACCCCAGAUGAGAGCCAACCUUCCUCCCCUGGCGGUGGUGGUGGUGGGGCCAGCAGCACCCUCAGGAACUCCAGCCUGGGUACCCCUUGCCUCCUUCCCGAGACUGUCAAGAUCUCUUCCCUAUGACAGGCAGGCCUGCCCAUCCAGAGUGCCCUCCCAAUUCUUGGGGACUCCUUUCCAAAGCCAUAUUUUGGGAAGGUAGAGAAGGGCAGGCCUGGGGACCCCUUCUGCCCCCCACUGAGAACUAUGCAAUGGAGUUUCAUGGAAUGGCCUACCUGGUGGGGAAAUAGCCAGGGAAUGGAAAACUUCCCCUACCCCAGACAGUUUUCCUUGUGGGAGCUGAAGUGCUGGGCUUCCUCAGACCCUCAACCUCCUUGCCCCAGCACACUGGGACUGGCCCCUCUACCCAAGCUGGCCUCCUGCAUGCUCCUCCCCUCCCCAGUUCUGACACAAGAAGGAGAGGUGAGACUUCCUCUUCUCUCUGGCUGAGCUAUGGAGGUUUGGGGGUUCAGAGAAGAGAACUCUCACUGAUGAUCUGGCCUCUAGAAGAAGACCCCACUCUCCACCAGGCCCAACAACUCCCAAAUUCUGAAGCUUGGAAUGCAACCACAGGUUUCAUGGGCUGUGGUCUCAGCAGUGACCUGCCACCCCUAAACCUUGGCUGAGGGGUUAGGCUGCCUUUCCCCAAACACACAGAUAGCACAAACACCACUCCCCUUCCCUGGCUGCUGGAAAUGGGUCCCCACAACCCUGUCCUCCACUGGGCCGCCAGCAAACUCUAGCAAUAGCAGCUGCUGCCGUCACAUUAUGCAAAGCCUCUGCCCAGUUUGCUGCAGCAUUUACAUCUGCCCUAAUCAUAGGGGCCACCUCUAACUAUGCCUCCUUCUCUCUUCUCUGGUUUACCUCCUUCCUGGGUUGGGCUGGAGUCUGGACUGGCUGAGAUAAAAGUCUGGCAGCCAGCAAGAACUGGGCUGUGUUUAGAGAUCAUGGGCUGACUCCAUGUUCUUGGGCAGGAGUCCAGAAGUGUCAGGGACUGAGGCCCAGCUUAUUCCUGAACUCUAGGAGUUGUAGGUGGCAGAAGAAACUUCUUUAUCUCCUUCUCCAACCCCACAAUGCCUUUUCACAUAUUCCUCUCUCUUCUCCCUCUUGGGUCACCUUCCAGAACUCUCUGUCUGCUCUCAGGCUGAAAUCUGGCAUCAUCUCAGGUUCCCUGUCCCCAGCACUGUCCCUGUGGAGUUGGUGGCUGACAAAGAUGUAGUUUCCAUCAGUCAAUAAAACCUGAGAGGAGAGAUGAGGAUGAGCACCUCCUGGCUCUGUGGAUUUGGGGCUGGGUUGGACUGGGGGGUUGAAAAUACUCCAAUUUCAAUUCCUUUUAACUAGUAGAAGGGCUGUUGUGGGAAAAGUUAUGGGAGGUGGAUGGUUGCUGGUGUACUUUAGAAGACGGGAAUCUAGGAGAAAUGGAAGAGGGUGCUUAGAAGAGGUAAAUCUACAGCCAGUGAGAUAGACUAGGAGAUCCUGAGACAUGCCCCAUGAACAUAAUUUGCUCCAGCCCCCUCACUCACAGAUAGAGAAACUGAGAACCAAGGCAGCACACACUUGCUUAGAGGAGACUUAAAACUAGGCUUCCUGACAGCAAACAGCUCUGAAUUAAACCCCGAUGAAAAGCAUCUCUUGAUUUUGUGAAUUCCACUUCCUUGUGGAUGUCCCCUACCUUUAGUCUCUCUUUUGGGCCACUGGAUAUUCUAGACUAGUGUAACUGAGCUCUGUGGAGCACCGAGAAGACAGCCCUUGGAUUCAGGAUGACAUGAGUUCCAGUCCCUGGGUUAGAGGAUCACUUAUCUUCUCUUGCCUCAAGUUGCUAAUCUGUGAAAUAGAGAUAAUCAUUCA
Bubalus bubalis (water buffalo) is the source of this 4158-nucleotide messenger RNA. RefSeq names its product potassium voltage-gated channel subfamily D member 1 (gene KCND1). Gene Ontology annotation, biological process: potassium ion transmembrane transport; protein homooligomerization. The record is from RefSeq and is a predicted model, not a curated record. The transcript is spliced from 7 exons. NCBI's taxonomy places the organism in Eukaryota, Metazoa, Chordata, Mammalia, Artiodactyla, Bovidae. Bases 451 to 2397 code for a protein of 648 amino acids. Gene Ontology annotation, cellular component: membrane; voltage-gated potassium channel complex. Gene Ontology annotation, molecular function: protein binding; A-type (transient outward) potassium channel activity.